AUGCGUCCUAAUAAUUGUACCAGGAGAUCAGAGGAGAAUCUUAUAUCUUCAGAUUAUAAAGCAGAUGAUGAUAUCACACAAGAUACAUAUGAAGAACAUUCCAUUAUCCCAGAUACACCCUCAGCCCUUCACAGCCAAGAUCUGUCAUCUCAUCCUUAUAUACAGGUCCUGUCUUCUCAGUCAUCACAGGAUGUUCAGCAAAAUAAAGGUCACAGAAGGGGUGCUGGACAUCAAAGACAUUGUGCAGGGAAGAAGCAAUAUUCAUGUUCAGUAUGUGGAAAAUGUUUUACUUCUAAAUCAAGUCUUGUUGAACAUCAGAGAACUCACACAGGGGAUAAACCAUUUUUAUGUUCAGAAUGUGGAAAAUGUUUUACUUUUAAAUCACGGCUUGUUAGACAUCAGAGAAUUCACACAGGAGAGAAGCCAUUUGUAUGUUCAGAAUGUGGAAAAUAUUUUACUCAGAAAUCACAUCUGUCUGAACAUCAAAAAAUUCAUAUUGGAGAGAAGCCAUUUUCAUGUUCAGAAUGUGGAAAAUGUUUUACUCAGAGAUCACAUCUGUCUGAACAUCAAAAAAUUCAUAUUGGAGAGAAGCCAUUUUCAUGUUCAGAAUGUGAAAAAUGUUUUACUCAGAGAUCACAUCUGUCUGAACAUCAAAAAAUUCAUAUUGGAGAGAAGCCAUUUUUAUGCUCAGAAUGUGGAAAAUGUUUAACUUCCAAAUCAUGGCUUGUUCAACAUCAGAGAACCCACACAGGAGAGAAGCCAUAUUCAUGUGCAGAAUGUGGAAAAUGUUUUACUCGAAAAGCAAGUCUUCUUAUACACCAAAGAACGCACACAAAGUAGCCUUCUAACUUGUCAAAUUGUACAAAAACUACAACAUUGCAGUCAAAGUCACAAGAGAGAUCACUUUAGAGCAAUAAAUUUACAUGGGAAAAGUAUUAGUAUUCCAGAAAAUGUCUGAUAUACAAAAUGCAAAUAGAAUCCAAAUAACACAUCUGUAUAUAUGUCCCU
This is a messenger RNA of Hyla sarda, 1008 nucleotides long. RefSeq names its product gastrula zinc finger protein XlCGF71.1-like. NCBI's taxonomy places the organism in Eukaryota, Metazoa, Chordata, Amphibia, Anura, Hylidae. The transcript has 2 exons. Bases 1 to 840 code for a protein of 279 amino acids. The record is from RefSeq and is a predicted model, not a curated record.